Messenger RNA from Lactuca virosa, 1106 nucleotides. The record is from the annotation of a GenBank genome assembly. Lineage: Eukaryota; Viridiplantae; Streptophyta; Magnoliopsida; Asterales; Asteraceae.
GUAUCUGUAUAUAUAAUAUAUUCCAUAAAUUGUUUUCUACACAUAAUAUCGGAAAAGAAGUUGAAAUUUUAAAGAUCUUAAUUAACCCAUGUCGAUCACAACGUGUUUGUCUUCUCAAAUAAAUUUGCAUGAAACCCUAACUCACAAAUCCCAUGUUAGUCUUUCAUUCAAUUCUAUUUCUGGUUUUCCGAUCAACAAACACACCAUAGCGCUAGCUCCGCUCACAACCACCAACAUCGCCGCCAGUAGAUGGAAAUCCAUGAUCGCUUAUGCCAACGUGGAACCCGCCGGAACACCAUCUCCACCACCUACUCCUCCUUCUGGUUCUUGGAAGAAUUGGGCUAUUGGGAUUUUGAUGACAUUUGUCGUCCCCUCUGUUACAACCAAAGGAGGUCCAAUCAAAUUACUUCUGCAGAAAGUUGACCACAUAGUGGAUACGGCGGAGCAUAUAUCGGAUAUAGUGGAGUCGGUGGCGGAUAAGGUGGACAAAGUGGUGGAGGAGCUCGAAGAUGAUCUGCCGGAAAAUAGCCAAAUCAAGAAGACUUUUGAUUACAUCGAACAGGUGGCUGAAAGAGUCGAAAAAGAUGCUCACACCGCCGGCGAUUUCAUUGACAAGUUUCAAGAAAUGCAAGAGAAGAUAGAGGAUAUAAUGGAACCCAUGCUAGAGGAAGCUAGGGAAGUUGCAAAAGAAACCACGGAAAAAGAAAAAGCACAAAAACAAUGACAUUGAUUAAUUAAUACUGAAACCUUGUAAAAUUCUGAUCAACCGGUUAAAGAGACGAGUAGCCAGAAAAACCGGUACUCUACUUAUAAGCAAUUGACACUUGCUUGCAUUAAUUCGAUUCUUGAGCUAAUAAAGAGCAAUGUGUUAUGGUGCAAAGUUGUACACAAUGUUGUACAUUGUACCAUAAUGAUGUAAUGCCGGUCUUUCAUCUAAUAAAAGACAAUUGACGAUGAAAAAACUAAAUUAUUAUAAAAUUUCAUUUGAGACAGUAGACAUUUGUGACCCUUUUUUCUUUGUACCUUUGUACAUUUUUUUGUAGUUUUAUUGAUAUAAACUGUAACUUUCAAAAAAAACUAAAUAAAAUUUUUUAUAUUUAAGUCAA